Dromiciops gliroides (monito del monte) is the source of this 1616-nucleotide messenger RNA. It is a transcript of the gene FBXO39, whose product is annotated as F-box protein 39. The record is from RefSeq and is a predicted model, not a curated record. Lineage: Eukaryota; Metazoa; Chordata; Mammalia; Microbiotheria; Microbiotheriidae. Gene Ontology annotation, molecular function: protein binding.
AUGGAUGAAGAGAGCGAGCCGGCCCAGUGCCGCGAGCAGAGCUGCUGGGCCAGCCUGCCCGACGUGUGCUUGCGCCGGGUGUUCUGGUGGCUAGGAGACAGGGACAGGUCUCGGGCCGCGCUCGUCUGCAGAAAGUGGAACCAAACGAUGUACUCGGCCGACCUGUGGCGGUGCCGAAGCAUCACUUUCAGCGGGAGACCUUCCCGGUCCCACGCGUCGGAGUUUGAGUCGGCGCUUUGGUACGUGAAGAAGUUCGGCCGCUACUUGGAACACCUGGAGAUCAAGUUCCUGAACCCGUACAACGCCGUCCUGACCAAGAAGUUCCAGGUGACCAUGCGGGGCCUGCUGUCGUGUCUGGGCAAGAGUAACAACCGCCUCAAGUCCCUCUCCAUCCAGCACCUUGAACUCGACCGGCUGGUGUGGAGAAGCAGCAUCCGCACGUCCUUCCUCAAAAGCUUGAGCUUCUUUCUAAAGAAGGUGAGCAAGCACCUGGACUACCUGAACCUGAAGGGGGCGCGGCUGGCCGUGGAGCAGGGCUGCCACGUGCUCAGCUCCCUGAGCCACCUGCGCAGCGAGAGCUUCGCCUCGGAGCUCAACCUGGAGGACUAUUUCAGCCACCACCUGGCUGUCUACAGCAGCCCCCAGUUCAACCAGACCAUGUCGAUGUUCCGUAGCCUGGUGGUCCUGACUCUCAACUACAACUGCAUCUCCGACGAGCUGCUGGAGACCCUGGGCGAGAACAACGCCAGCUCCCUCUGGACCAUCAACAUCAAAUGCCACAUUCACGACCCUCACGGCCAGGUUAUCUGGGGCAUGUCGUGGGCCAAGCUGGCCAAACACGCUGCAAAUCUCAAGGUCAACUUCUUCUUUGAACGAGUCAUGAAGCACGAGCGUCUGACCCGCAUCCUCUUGCAGGAGAUUCCUGUCCGAAGCGUCAGCCUGAGAAGCUGCUACUUCAGCGAUCCCGAUUGGUCUAUGCGGCCGACCCUCACUGACCUGCUGCCCACUUACCGACACACGCUGCAGAAAUUAACUUUUGAAUUCAACAACAACCAUGAAUCCUUGGAUGAGAGCUUCUACCUCAUCUUGUCCUGUGAGAAGUUGUUUUACUUCAAAAUUUGGGCCUUCCUGGACGUCAAAUUUGUAGAGCGUAUCCUGCAGAGUCAGGAAGAGGGCAAGUGCAUGCUUCGCACACUCAAGGUGAGAAUUUAUACAAACAGGUAUGAGACAAAUGAAGAGGACCGAAUGUUGCGGGACAUUUACCGAAAGUACAGAGACCUGAUCGAUACAGAGUUUAACUAUUUUGUCAUCGCCUACCCCAUGAUGUGAGGCGCACACCCAGGAGGAGAGCAGCCUCACUGCCCUUGGGACUCCUGAGCCUCAUCCUCCACAGAGCUGCCCCUGGAGCCUUCCUCAGGGCCCUGGAUCUCCCUGCAGCCAGAGCAGAAUCCUGAGUGUGUGGGGCCUGGUGCUCUCCCAGCCUCCCAAGUCCUUUUAAAUGCUGUCUUUACAACUGCCCUGGGCUGCUGAUUACUCUGCUUACCAUGUUGUCUGGGUUUUCCCCCUAACCCCUUAACCCAGGCUCACUCAGGUGAUCCUGGACCUGAUUGUUCUUG